AUGGCCGCCAAUCUCCAGCAGCAGAUGGCUGCUGGCCAGAUGAUGGGUCAGCAGAGGCCACAGCAGCGGUUCUCGCCCACCCAAAUAAAUCAGCAGCAGCUCUCCCAGAUUGUGGUACAAAACCUGAUGGCAAACCCCAACCAUCCUCCAGGUUGGCAGGCGUCGGUUGGAAUACCCGAGCGCAUGGGAAAAGCCAUCAACCUAAUCUCCAACGCCAUACUCGCCACACCGGGCCAAGACUGGCAAAGAGCUGCACACUUCGGCCUGGAAUUUGAGCGAAAAAUGUUCAACGAGAUGCCCGACAAGGCGACGUGGGAAAAGCAGAUGAACGCGAAGACACACGAGAUGUUUACGAAACGACAAUCUAACGAGGCUGGCAUUGCCCAGAACCUGCAGAACAACCUCCAGGCUCAAGCCGCGGCCCAAGCACACGCACAAGCACAGGCCGUACAGCAACAACAACAACAGUUGUUUCUGAACCAGAAUGCGGCUCUGCAGGGGCAGAUGGGCGGGCCGAUGGGGCAGCCGAUGCAGCGUGGACUGCAACACCUCCAACAACCUAUGCAGGCGUCACCUAUACCACAGCAGCCUCAACUCCUAGGAAUGAACAUGGCGAACCAGGGCAUGCGAGUUAUGCCGGGACAAAACAACAUGCAGAUGCCUGCCAACCAGAUGAGGCCCAACGGCCCCGGGAAUUUCGAUCUGGGCCAGCUCUCCGCGGCGGAUCGACAAAAGGUCGAGGAGUUCGCAAUGCGCCUCUACAACAGCGCCGACGACGGCCAGAAGCAACAGCUGAUGCUUUCACUUCAAAGCAAAUUGGCACCGCAACAGAUGGCGAACAUCCGGGCGUCCGGCAAGGACCCUCUGAUGUGGUAUUUUUGUCAACAGGCCUACUCUUCACUGAAGAAUCAGGCUCAAGCUAUGCGCAAUAGGCAACAAGCAUUGAACCCGGCUCAGCAAGCUAUGCAGCUCCAGCAGCAGCAGCAGCAGCAGCAGCAGCAGAUCCAGAGGGCAAUGAACCCUCAGAUGAUGAAUGCAGUAGCGCAGCAGGGUGGCGGCCAGGUCACUCAGUUCUCCGGCUUCGAGAGCAUCAUGAAUGAGCAGAAGCAGGGCAUCAUGGCUCAGCAAGCUGGCCAGGUGGUUGUCCCGGCUAACGAGCAGCAACCCGGCCGCAAUCCUACGCCCCAGCCGAUGCACAACAUGGCGAACAAUCAGCAGACCCCGAAUCAACCCCAGCGAACGCAGCAGAUGCAACAGGCCUUCAAUGUCCAGAACCAAAACGCCCAGAUGCGCGCCCAGGCGGCGGCUAAGCAAUUGCAAGGACAGCCUGGAGGACUUGGUGGGCCCAUGCCCGCCUCCCAGAGUCCGGCCAUGAACACGCUCAAUGCCCCCGUACGCCGUCCUCCUGUCCCAAUGAGCCAGGCAGACGGGCAACAGCAGGUUCAGGGAGCCCCUCAAUUCAACCAGCCUCUUGACCCUCGCUUUGCCCGGCUGAACCAAGGACCCAUCUCGAUGCCUGGCAAUAUGAACUCAAACCCCGCUAUCAACAGCCUCAUGGCCAAUAUGUCGAAUGAAGAGCGCCAGAAAUUCGCGGGGAUGCCACCGGAGAAGCUGAAUGAGCUGAUGGCGAAAUGGCAGCAACGACAGCAAGCUGGCAACAAGAAUCAAGCUAUGACGGCCCGCCCUGAUCAACCCCAGCCUGGCCAGUUCAAUCAAAUGAGCGGGGUCAACCCGGCCAACAUGAUGAACCUGGGCCAACAGCCGAAUGUCGCCGCCGUCCAGAACACGCCACAGAACCUGAUGCAAGCACAGCUUCAGAGAACACGGAUGCCCAACAUGGCCCCGGUGUCCAGCCAACAGCAGAUGGUUAUGGAUACCUUGGAGAUUCCAGCGCAAAUCAUCGAUCAAUUCCCGGGUAACCUGCCGCAAGAGGUCAAGAAGUGGAAGGACCUCAAAGCUUGGAUACAACAAAAUCCCGUCCCCGACCAAAUAAGGGAACAACUGGGUGGCUUACAGAUGAUGCAAUUCAAGCAGAUAUUGGAUAACCGAAACAAGCAAAGACUUGCACAACAAGCUGGAGCACAGCAACCCCCCGCCGUUCCUCCGAACCGACCCCAGAACAUGCCUGGCGGGUUACCGCGAGGCCUUCCUCCCACUAUGAUGCAAGUCUCGCAACAAGAGAUCGCCACUGCAAGAGCGAACAACAGCCAAGUCUUUGGCAAUCUUCCCGACGAAACUAUACGGAGACACAUCAUCAAAUGGAGGACAGACCAGUUCAUGAAGUCGCUCCAGGCCAACGGUGGGGGUCAGAUGCCUGCUGGCCAAAUGCAACCGGGCUUGUCACAACAGCUGCAGCAACCACAGGUGGCUCAGCCAAACCACGCUGCGGCCCAGCCAACCCCGGUCCAGACAGAUGGCCCCCCCGCUGCGCAGCCUGUAGCCCCGGGUGGCCAGCCGAAGCAGGCUCCCGGCGCGCCAUCUACUGCCGCCUCCGAUUCUGGGAAAGCUGCCGCGCAGCAGAACCGGCCGGCAGCAGCCAAUUCCGCACCCGGCGCUGCAGCAAACAGUCGCAAACGGCCAGUCGCUGAGGAAGCCCCACAGGCGCCUGUCCAGCCAGCGCCGACCGCACAAAAGACGACGCCUCAGCAGCCGCCGGCCAAACAGCGGACCGGCCCUCAACAGCUCUCAAAGGAGCAGAUUGCGAAGCUCACUCCUGAACAGAGAGCGAGAUACGAGGCAAUGAUGCGCAAUCGCCAGCAAGCAGCCGCAGCCGCGCCACCGGAGCUGAUGAACCGCCUCAAAGGGAUGGGUGUCGAGGAGAACAGGGCUUUCGUGCAAGACAACCACCCAGAUAUCGCGAUGACUCCACAAGAAAAGGCAGAAGUUGGCCAGAAGAUCAAGCAGCUUGUCGAGACCAUUGUCAAGGUUGGCAGAACACUCGGUCGAUGGUAUACGCUGAUCCGGGACGACAAAAGGGCCAGAAUGUUCUUCAGGACUCGAUUCCGCCUCGUAUCACAGUUCUCGGACGCCGACAAGAUGCAGGUGCUCAAGGACACGUUUUCCAUCAGUGCUGCAGAACUGGACCAGGCCAAGACUGUGCUUGACGGUAUGUUGAAGGAGGUGGAACACCACCUCCUGAACCAGCAACAACAAGCCGCGCAACCCGUUGGCCAGCAGCCCGUUGUCACACAUUCCCAAACGGCCAACGAAGCCAAUGCGGAUGAUGUGUCAAAGACCGCAAACAAGGCCCACAACAGGUCGAAUAGUAAGAGCGGACCUCCUGCGGCUCCCACGUCAUCUCAGCCGCCCUUCCCCUUGCAUGCUGCCUCACCACACGGGCAGCCUGCUUAUAUAGGCAAGCCAGCUGUAACUCAAGAGACGCUCAUCUUGCCCCCGGGCAAGCGGCGCAAGACAUCAACCGCGGCGACGGCUCAAGCGAACACGGCGUCUCCGCAGACGAAACCGCCAUCACCCGAGAUCAAGAGACAGCCCCCCGCUGCCGAAGCCCGCGCGCCACAGAAGCCGACCCUUCCGUGCGGCGAGCCCGGCUGCGAUAACAGCUCCGGGUUCACGUCUGAGGAAGCUCGGCAGAGGCACAUACAAGAAGAGCACAUCAAGCCUUAUGAGGAUCCUUCCCAAUUCUUGCUUGACAGCCUCGCCGUUACUCUUGGCGUGGACUCGCAAGGGCGGGCUCUGAUCAACACAUCACAGACUCCUUUGAUGGAGCAAGGCCAAUCAAGUCAAGGCCAGGCCCCCUCUCUCAAGCAAGAAGCAGCCACCCCCAUGGCGCGAGCCGCGUCCAUGAAUCGGCAGGGAAGCACAGCAGGCAGCAAGGGCCCGGAAGCCACGAAGAAUAUGCCAGUAUCGAGUAUGGGAACUGUGCAAGGAGCCGCCCCAAGCUUCGCCGAUUCCAUACACGUAUCUCAGUCGGAUGAGCAGGCGACAAAUCUGGCAUGGCAACAGUCGAUGGCUCUGGUGAACCCUAGCGACUUGAUGCUUACCUUUGGCUCCGCGGAGCCAGCUGCUGGGGGUGCAAUCACCGACAUGCGUCUCUUCCGAUCUUGGACACCGAACGAUACGCCGGAAUCGAGCAAAGACAGUGGCACAUCCGAACCGAACAGCGACAUCUCAGAGGGUGCCAAUGUCGACAUUGACAUCAGCUGGCACCCAAUGGAUGCCGACAUCCUGUUGAACAUGGAAGCCUUCAAGAUGGAUUCCGAGAACCUGGACAUGAUGGGGUCGGCCGAGCUUGAGCCCCUUCCCCAUUUCAAUAUCGACUGGGACAAGAUGAAGCAAAACUUCGACGAGCCUCUCACGCUAGACAUGAGUCUCUAUUCUAUGGACGGCUCAUGA
Molecule: messenger RNA, 4353 nt
Organism: Thyridium curvatum
Lineage: Eukaryota; Fungi; Ascomycota; Sordariomycetes; Thyridiales; Thyridiaceae
Exons: 4
Coding region: 1-4353 (1450 amino acids)
Biological process (GO): regulation of transcription by RNA polymerase II
Cellular component (GO): mediator complex
Molecular function (GO): transcription coregulator activity
Source: RefSeq, a predicted model, not a curated record